Molecule: messenger RNA, 844 nt
Organism: Drosophila sechellia
Lineage: Eukaryota; Metazoa; Arthropoda; Insecta; Diptera; Drosophilidae
Gene: NimC3
Product: Nimrod C3
Exons: 1
Coding region: 60-740 (226 amino acids)
Source: RefSeq, a predicted model, not a curated record
UGCUGCGUUUAGUGCACUUGCGACGACGUACGCACAAUCUUGAACCCAGCCCGAAGCGAAUGGCAUCAAUGCUGCAACAAGUGCUGUAUCCCGUGCUGGGCCUCGUCCUGAUGACGAUUCACUUGGAGGUUAGCAGCCUGGCCAUAACCAAUGGCCAUUGCCAGAAGAACAUCAGUGUCAAGUACCAGGUGCCCGUGGCCAAGACCCGCAUGGCAGGUGCAGGUCCUCCAAAUGCCAGCCAUCCAGUCGACUUGGACAGCUAUGUGGUGUACGAGGAGCGGGUGCGUUGGGACAACAUCCAGGUGUGCUGCCCGGGAUAUCGGACCAUUCUAUUUGGCUUUUGUGAGCCAGUCUGCCAGGAGGCAUGUCCCGCCCACAGCUACUGUGCGGAGCCGGAUCGCUGCCAUUGCCAGCGGGGCUACGAGCCAUCGCACCACCACACCACUGGCCACCAGCUCGUCUGUCGACCUGUCUGCCAGGGUGGUUGUCCGGAGCACAGCCACUGCGUGGCCCACAACGAGUGCGAGUGCUGGCCGGGAUUCAAGGACGCGAGCAGCUGGUUCAGCCUAAGCCUGCGUUGCGAACGGGUGCAGUGCGGCCAUGAGCAGCGAUUUGAUCCGGGACGACGUGCCUGCGUCCAGAUCGAGAUGAGCAUGGAGGAGCUGAUGCAGCGUGUCGCCGAGCGGCUGGCCAAGGGACUUGGUGCGGAAGAAGAGGCGGCCAACGAACCGGAAUCAUAAGUUUAAGAGUAAAUGCAUCAUUUUGUAACCAAUCUGAAUCUCCAGUGGUAACCCAUCAGCCAUGUAUUGAACUGUUUAAUAAAGUGAAUUAAUUUUUUUAAUAA